Penicillium longicatenatum is the source of this 1623-nucleotide messenger RNA. RefSeq names its product flavin monoamine oxidase family protein. The annotation marks the transcript as partial. The transcript has 2 exons. The record is from RefSeq and is a predicted model, not a curated record. Gene Ontology annotation, molecular function: oxidoreductase activity. NCBI's taxonomy places the organism in Eukaryota, Fungi, Ascomycota, Eurotiomycetes, Eurotiales, Aspergillaceae.
AUGUCCACUUGUCAACUCAGAAUGGCUCAAGCAUUUCACGUCUCUUCCUCCCUUCCCGGACAUAGUCCGUUAAAACCAAGUAAUUGUGGCUCCGACCUGGCUGCGCGCCUCAACGCCGCGACUCUGGUGGAGUCUGCGCCCGAUGAGGCACCACGCACAGCAAGGUCGGAGCCCAAGAAGGUGAUUGUAGUUGGUGCUGGAAUUUCAGGACUUCGGGCCGCGGCGGUCCUGCAGCGUCACGGCUGUGAAGUCGUCGUGCUGGAAGCUCGCGAUCGCAUCGGUGGCCGAAUCCUGACCAGCCGGAAUGGAGAUCAUGUUCGAGAUAUUGGUGCUGCCUGGAUGCACGAAACUUCCCAGAAUGGUCUGGUGAAACUCAUCCCGAGGCUUAAAAUCCCCUAUUAUUAUGACGACGGCGCCCCGCUCUAUUUCACCCGAGAGGGUCGUGCCGGCUCGCAGUUUAAGGCGAAGAAAGUCGCCGAUGAAUUUGCGGAUUACUGCGAGUGGUAUUACGAUACCCACCCCGACGCCGAGGAUCGUCCCGUCGACGAAUUCGUCCGGGAAUUCGUCCUCGAACACCAGCUGAUCACUGAUAAUGAUCGCAUUUGGGCCCCCCAGGCGAUUCGAGAGGUGGAACUAUGGCUCGGAACCAGUACAAGUCUGGCCUCGUCGAAACAUUUGUCCUACUUUAUUACCGAGCGAAACCUAUACAUGAAAGGCGGAUACGAUCGCAUUGUAAAUUGGACCGCCCAACCCCUCAACGAGGAUCCCAGCAUUAUCCGACUCAACCAUCACGUUGAGAACGUCGAAUGGAACGAAGAGGGUACCACGCCCGCGCGCAUUCACUACAGAGAUGCGACCGGAGCCCCUGGAACGAUUGAAGGAGAUGCCGUGGUGAUGACCUGCCCACUGGGCGUCUAUCAUCACAACCUGAUUAAUUUCACCCCGCCCUUGCCGAGUGACAUCCAAGAGGGUAUGUCCAAGUUCAGCUACGGUGCACUUGGCAAAGUCUUCUUUGAAUUUACCGAUGUAUUCUGGCCCAAAGACAAUGACCAGUUUAUUUUCUACCCCUCCCCCUCGGAGGAAGACCUGGACACCAUGUCCGGAUCCUCCGUCGAGUCAUCCAACAGCAUGAACUCCAUACCAGAAAAGGAUAACAUCCUUAACUACGCCACCGUCACCAUCAACCUCUGGAUCAUGACCGGCGGCAAGGAGCUUUGCGUGCAGAUCGCCGAACCCCUUACUCAGCGCAUCGAAGCGAUGACCGACAAGAAGGAGAUCUAUCGCUUCUUCGAACCCCUCUUUAAACUACUCCGCGCGGAGCCAUAUAAAGCUCUCCCCCGCCUGGUCAGUGUUGAAACUACACACUGGACCCAGGACCCGCUGGCCGGGUACGGGACCUACUCUGCCGACAAGGUCGGCGAUGACCCGGAAUCUCUAAUCGAAGCAUUUGAAAAUCACAAGGACAGCACCUUGCAGUUUGCAGGUGAGCACUGUACCAUGGUGGCAAAUGGCUGUGUGCAUGGUGCGUAUAAGACGGGUGAAACCGCUGCGUCUAACCUGCUGCACACAUUUGGUAUUCCGUACGAUAGACAUGAUGCCGUCAGCGAUGCCGUCCUUGCCAUU